Messenger RNA from Linum trigynum, 231 nucleotides. The record is from the annotation of a GenBank genome assembly. NCBI's taxonomy places the organism in Eukaryota, Viridiplantae, Streptophyta, Magnoliopsida, Malpighiales, Linaceae.
AUGAUGAAGGAUGAGGUUAAGCCAGUCAGGCAGCCACAUCGGAGAUUGUCUCCUAACUUGGAGGCAGUGGUCCGCGUAGAGAUUGCGAAGCUGAUGGAUGUAGUAAUCAUCUUUCCUAUAUCUGAUAGCAAGUGGGUCAGCCCCACCCAGGUGGUCCCGAAGAAAGGCAGGAUGACUGUGGUCUCGAAUGAGAAGAACGAGCUGAUCCCGAUGCGGACCGUGACCGGCUGA